ACCGCCUACUCCACACCACCACUUCUUAUUUACCAACCUCAAUGACAUGAUCACACAUAGCGAGGACGCCAAAUCCGCGCGAGAGCGAGCAUUUUUACGCACGCGCACACACAAUAAAACGUGCAAGAAAUCGCUGCUUUUUCUCCGCUUGCUCGCUGCUCGUGUGUGCGCGCGCGUGUGAAUGUGUGUGCAGCCGCGAGAGGACGUGUCGUAAUGAUAUAAAACUGAAAGGAAGGAAGGAUUUUUUCACACACACACAGAAGGCUGCUUGUCGUUUUCCUGCCGUUGGAGUAAGAAUAGUUUCUCUCCUCUUUCGGACGAUCGUGGAUUCUGCCCCACUUUUGUCCCCUAAGGAAGGGUCGAGGGGACGCAAGGAAGCGCCGUUUGGGAUUGUUUUUUCCCCCCCUCCUCAUCUGGAAGUGAAUCUCCAUCGGUUUCCUGAAUAGAGAAGCAACAGAGGGAUUAAAACAUUCCUGGCCGGGUUACAUUGUGCUAAGAAAGGCGGCUAUAAAUAGCCCUUGCGCGAUUCUCGUAAACUAUCACAAGUGGUGCAUGGGAUCGUGAAGAAUCAGACGCAUGUAAAAAGCCCACUCCUGUUUGUUUGUUUGAGUGCUUUUUCCUCGAUUCAAUAAGUUUUUGGGCUGUGCGUGCGGUCGUCGGUCCGUUUGCUACCAUGGAUUAUUAUUCCGAUUAUCACUACGAUGUUCAUCUCAGGUUGAUCUUCUCCAAAUGGCGUGGAUGUGUCCGCCUGACCUGGAUUGGAAUCGUGUUUUGAUCCCCCUGCCUGGAUUAUUUGUCAAUUUGACCAUGGGCUCAUCGUGCACUACUUCUUCGCUGUGAAUCCGCCCCAUUAUUCGCUUCUGUUAUUUAUCUUCACCACUUGUGAGGUUUUUAGCAUUGCUUUAUUUUUUUGUGGAGCUGUGUGUUUGUGUGGAGUGGACCCCCACAGGCACGGGACCCCCACUCUGUCAGCCCCUCGGGGUGUUGAUGUAGGAUUUCGACAUGCCCAACACUGAUGAGCCAAAACUGGGAGCAGUAUGACGACAACGACGAACUGGGUGGCGAACGGGGCAAGCCUUGAGGACUGCCACUCCAACAUCUUCUCCCUGGCGGAUUUGACGGGUAUCAAAUGGCGCUGCUACAACUUCCGUGGCAGCGGCGAGUACGGCCCAGUGAUCUCAGCGCCAGCUCAGGAUGACCCAGUGCUGCGCAGCUUCAUGCGCUGUGUGCAAGCCAACCUGCUGUGCGUGUGGCGCCGCAAGAUCAAACCCGAUGCCAAGGAGCUCUGGAUCUUCUGGUGGGGCGAUGAGCCCAAUCUGUCGGACGUCAUCCAUCAUGAAUUGGAAGUGGCUGAAGAGGGACUGUGGGAGUGCGGACUGUCCUACGAGUGCAGGACCCUGCUGUUCAAGGCCGUACACAACCUGCUGGAAAGAUGUCUCAUGGACAAAGGCUUUGUGCGAGUCGGAAAGUGGUUCUUCAAGCCGCAUCAAUUGCAGGAAAAGUCUUUGGGCAGCAGUGAGCACCUAUCAUGUUCCUUCUCCUUCUUCCUGCAUGGGGAGAGCAACGUGUGCACCAGCGUGGAGAUCGCCCAACAUCAGCCUGCAUAUCAUAUCACAGAACAGCACAUCCGCCUCGCGUACACCUCCGUCACGCCAAUACAAGUCAUCUUGAGCCCGUACGGUCUGAGCGGUACUCUGACGGGUCAGGCCUACAAAAUGAGCGACCCGGCCGCACGCAAGCUUAUGGAGGAGUGGAGCUACUUCUACCCGAUGGUAUUGCGGCGGAAGGAGGGAAGUGGCGAAGAGAAUGACGAGCCGGCUGAUGAUCGCAACGCUCAAGUGGCGGUGGAGGUGGUCGUCGGUGGAGUGAGGAUGACCUAUCCAGCUGCUUUAGUGCUGAUCGCCCAGGGUCACCUUCCUGUGGAACUGCCUCCACCUGCUCCUGCAGCUCAGGGCCUCUCUAGAGAGCAGAACCACUGCAGUGUGCCACUGACACCGCCAACAUCACCAGAGCAGCCAUGCUCCGCGGACAGUGGAUUUGUGACCUCAAUCUCAAGUGUCCCGACCCCAGACAGCAGUAUGGGGGUCAACAACCUUAGCCCAAAGCAUUCUGGGAAGAAGCUGACGUGUCAAGUGGUCCAUCAAGCCUGGAGGGAGUGCUACCUCAGCCAGCCUCAUCACACACUAAAGACGCCAUCUGACGUGACGCCUAAGAAGGAAGUGCCAAACGGAGUCACCACAUGGGACUUCAGUGACGUUGGAUCACGAGCGUCAUGCAGCUGCUCGAGGCUGAAGCAGCAGAAAUUAUCAACGGCUACAAACAACUCCAGCUCCCAGACCGGUGCCAAUCCGUCCUCUGGCUCAUCGCUAUACACACCUUCCAUUGCCAAACACAAGACUAGCGACAAGACGGAAAAAGCUGACAAACAAUCUAAGAGACCGGCCAUGAUCCCCUUUCACCACCGCGUGUCUGUUACCCAGGAGAACCCUCUGGAACAGGACUCACCUAGUGGGCCCCAGCUGGGUUCUUUGGUAUCGCUAGAACCACCCAUGGAACCUCUGGCCACUCUGGCAAGCUGCAAGUAUCCCAAACCUCUUUCAAACGGCAGGAAAGCUCCAGAGUCUCUUCUCCUGUCGCCAAUGUCCCCACUCCCUCCCACGCUUAGCCCACAUCCCCGGGUGCAAGACCCAGAGGUACUAGAAGGGCCCCAAGAUGUAUGUCAGGAGGCAGUCCAAGGCAUGGGAGUAAUGACCAGUGAGACGGCAGUAUUCACAGCUCAGCUAAAACAGAGAGAGAACGGGGCCGUCUGGUGGAGAGGCUUCCGGACUCCCAGGACUGAUAAGAUGGAUUUCAGACCUCCAGAAGUCUUGCCUGAUAAACUAGAGGAUGGGAAGACAGAGGCAGUCGCUGAAGGAGUGGCGCUAAAGCGACUUUACACACAGACGCAUAAGAGAUUUAAAAUCUCAGACGAGAGAGUGCGGGACCACGUCCAAACAUUAGGGCUGCUCCAGCAGCCAAGCGUGGAUGCGCUGCGCGAGCCAGGGGAAGACCCCUACGACUUCAAGGAAGGCGACAUCGAGUACACGUUCUCCUCUUCCAAGAGAUUAAAAAGUCAAGGACGGGAAUCCAGCAAGAGAGCCAAGAGUGAAGAAAUCACCAGCAAUGGCAACAUGCCAGAUGGAAAAGAUGCUAUGUCAAUUUUUAACUCUGCUCCUAAAUCAGACGAGUCCAGUCAGGACGAUGCGGCUGCCAAAGCCAAUCCUUCUCUCACCCGAGAAAAAGACCUGGUGGUGAACAUUUCAGAUCUAGACAACAUAUUUGAUGAAGAUGAGGAAGAGCUAGGGACGGUUUACCCCAACCAGCACUCAACAAAACUCCCAGUAUCCACAGAGGACCGUCCUAUGAGUAAAGAAGGCCGAGCCGCAGUACCUUAUCCAUCAACAGUAGCAGACCUGCAGCGAAUGUUUCCCACACCUCCAUCUCUGGAGCAGCAUCCUGCCUUCUCUCCCAUCAUGACGUAUCGGGACACACCGAGCCAGGAGCCACCUGCAUCCAGUGGAGCGCUGGACCACCUCACUUUGCCGGCCGCCUCUAUCCAGCCGCCUGAGUCCAGGAUGGAGCUUGAGGAGGGAAUGUCUAGUCCCUGGCAAGAAGACUUCAAGACACAGGUGGUCUCUUCCAUGUUCACGCCACUUCCCUGCCUACCGAGUCAGAGUUUAGCACCGCUUAAGAUUCCUGAGCAGUGCUACUAUCGCCCGUCAUGGGCACUCUUGCCCAAAAUGGAGCAUAUCCCAGCUGUCAUGCACACCAACAACAGCAGUUUAAUCAGAGAUGGAUACACAAACAUUCCAAGUGUCAACGCUCUAACAGACCAGGAGUUUAAUCAGUUGAGCGGCACCACGGCAUCUGGGAGUACCACUGUGGGCAUCUUGCCCUCUCCAGCCACGCCACGUUUCUCUGUACCUACUCCUCGCACCCCUCGCACGCCACGUGGCAUGAACCCCGCCAGCUCCGGCCAAGGUUCCGUGAAGCAGGAUGGUACUGAGCUAAGCUCACCUGUUUCGACCCCUUCCACCAGCCUGCCUCUCAGUUCUGUGGAGCCACUCUCUCGGCCAAGGCCAUGCCUUCCUGAGAGCCACAGCCUGUACGCCAUCCUCCUUCUGUCAGACUCCGUCCUCAACGUCUUUAAGGACCGCAACUUUGAUAGCUGCUGCAUCUGUGCUUGCAACAUGAACGUCAAAGGGGCUGAUGUAGGGGUGUAUAUCCCCGAUUCCACUUGCGAGGAUCAGUACCGUUGCAUGUGCGGCUUCAGCGCCAUUGUGAACAGGCAGUUGGCCCACGGCACUGGACUCUUCCUAGAAGACGAGCUGGAUAUUUACGGCCGACCCUCUGAAGUUGGACGGGCUGCUGAGAGGAGGCUGGCUCUUUGCCGGCGAGACUCGAUGAUGGGCGACCCCAGAGCAAAGCGACCCCAGGACACGGCUCCUGCUUCCCCAUCUGUUUUGGUCCUGCUUCAGGAACAGUGCUCUCAACCUAUUCCUUCCCUUGCUUCACUGCAUCUUCCCCACAGCUGUUCCAGCUAUUCCCGCAAGGGGGCGCUGCUUCAAAGUUGGUUGUCGGAAAAGCAGUGGGCAGACGGGAGCGAUGCCUGCGUGGAGUGUUACAAUGCCCUGGAGCAGGGAUUGCAGUACGUGGACAACUCCACAGGGGGGAAAGUUGAUCCAACUGUUGUAAGAAGUACAGCUCUUCAUCCCUGGCCUCACACUAACGUGGUGGAUAUGAGCAUGUUGUCGUCCCAGGACAUGGUGCGCUUGCUGCUUUCAUUGCAGCCCUUCCUACAGGAUGCCAUCCAGAAGAAAAGAACUGGGAGGACUUGGGAUAACAUUCAGCACGUUCAGGGCCCACUUACCUGGCAGCAGUUCCAUAAAAUGGCAGGACGAGGCUCGUAUGGUUCUGAGGAGUCUCCGGAGCCCUUGCCCAUCCCCACAGUGCUGCUCGGCUAUGAUCGAGAGCGGGAUUUCCUUGCACUGUCCCCCCUGGCUUUGCCUUUCUGGGAGAAGCUCUUGCUAGAGCCUUACGGCGGGCAACGAGAUGUGGCCUAUGUGGUACUUUGUCCGAAUAGCACUCCUCUGUUGGCUGCAGCCCGAUCCUUCUUCCAGGAGCUCAGUGCUGUUUACGAGACGUGUCGUCUUGGGAAGCAUCGUCCACUGGCCAAGGUAUCCCUGGAUGGCAUAAUCCGUGUAGGAGAGGAGAUGGAGUCAGAAAGGCUGGAGGAGUCUGAUAUAGAUCAGUGGUUGACUGGAACCUGGGCUGGAGAGCAUCCAGACAACCUCAGCAAACUGAAACUUUACGCCUAUGCCUGUAAGAUGCAGCUAGGACCACAGCUGUCAGCCCUUCCUUUGGACAGCACUCUACUGUUGCCAUCCAAAACUCAAACACCCAAGUCUUCAGCACAGCUUGCCUCCUCCGGACAGUCUCAAAUGUGGACACCCGAUGGAGAACCAGCUGUUGGGGCUGGUGGAUCAACUAACGUCUCCACGCCAACUGCAGCACCCCCUGGUCAGACGGGUGAAACCCCCGGAGGAUCCAAUGAGUCGAAAGGAACCUUAACUGGCACACCAGCAAGCAACAAACCAGCAGAGAACACUGAACUCACUGCUGAACAGUCAAGAAUUGGCAUUCCGACUGGACCUGACUCCACAGACAGCCGUAUCAACCCACCAGCCAUCGUUGUUUACAUCGUGGAUGCGUUUGUCAGCCCGACUGGGAUGCGGAGUGAAGGAGUGGAGGAAGAUGAAGGUGACGAUGUCGAGGCAGGUAGCGUGUGGCUACUUGGGCUUCUUCGCUGCUAUACGGAGAUGCUGCAGACCUUGCCUGAGACCACAAGGCCUGCACUAGUUCUACAGGUGGUGCCAUGCCAGUACCUCCUGCAGCCCGCAAGCGGGGAGAGCCAUUUGUACCUCCAGCACCUACGCUCUCUGGCCUUCUCCUGUUAUUCGCAAUGCAGACGCCUGCAACCGCAACACACUCACAUUAAGUCCUUGACCGGCUUUGGUCCGGUGUCCACCAUCUCAUCUGUCCUCAAGAGCCCAGAUCAUCCAAACCCAGUCCAUCUAUAUACACCUCCAUUCAUCCUCGGGCCCACCCGGCCCAAGCAGCCAGAACAAGGAGAGAUUUGGGCCGAAGUCCCUCCCAGAUACAACGUACUCUUUGUGGGAUAUUGCCUAUCACAUGACCAGCGUUGGAUACUGGUGUCAUGCACGGACCAGCAGGGAGAGCUACUGGAGACGAGCAUAAUCAACAUUGAUGUGCCAAACAGAGCAAGGCGCCCAAAGGUUUCUGCUCGCAAGAUGGGUCUGCAAAAGCUGUGGGAGUGGUGUGUCGGAAUCAUCCAGAUGACUUCACUGCCAUGGAGGAUUGUGAUUGGUCGUUUGGGGAGACUGGGCCAUGGCGAACUUAAAGACUGGAGCUCACUCCUUGGGGAGCACUCACUACAUUCAAUAGGACGCCAGCUCAGAGAGGCCUGUCGCAUGUGUGGCAUCUCAGCGGCAGACACCCCCUCCAUCCUCAGUGCUUGCCUGGUAGCCAUGGAGCCGCAGGGCUCCCUUGUAGUCAUGCCUGACGCCGUGACGAUGGGCUCAGUGUUUGGCCGCAGCACCGCCUUGAACCUGCAGACGUCGCAGCUGAACACGCCUCAGGACGCCUCGUGUACACACAUCCUCGUUUUCCCGACGUCCGCCACCACCCAGCUGGCGCCGAGCUCUUACCCCACUGAGGACAAUAACGACGACAUGUUCGACCUUCCCUUUCCUGACGAAUUGGAGAAUGACAUUGGACAUGACAUGAUGUUGAUCACGGGUAACCUCCAUCCUUCUCCCAACACCUCCCCUGUGCCGUCACCGGGCUCUCCAUCUGGAAUGGGAAUGGGAUCCCAUUUCCAACACACCAGGAGCCAGGGGGAACGCUUACUCUCCAGAGACAAUCCCCCGGAAGAGCUGAAGCAGCAGCCGCUAGCUCUGGGCUACUACGUCUCCACCGCGCAGGCCAGCGGACUCCCCCACUGGUUCUGGGCACCGUAUCCUCAGGCUGAGAACCAGUGUCCACUGUUCCUCAAGGCUUCGCUCCACCACCACAUCUCCAUGGUCCAGUCUGAUGAGCUGGCAGCAGACAAGACGAAGAGGACCCCUCACCCGCUCGAUUCAAAGACCACCUCUGAUGUGCUCCGGUUUGUAUUGGAGCAGUACAACGCACUCUCCUGGCUGACCUGCACACCUGCGACCCAGGACCGCCAGUCUUGCCUGCCUGUCCACUUGGCCGUGCUGGUUCAAAUGUACAACGCCAUCCUCAACAUGCUAUAGCUGUGUGCACCUCCUCUUCUGCAGCUCCGUGCCUCCUUGUCCUCCACCUCACAGUUCCUCAUCUCAAAGAGAGAGGACUCUCCCAGGAACUGGAAUGAAAUCAGAGUGCAAGAAAGAUAACACUUCUAAAUGGCAGUCAUGGUGCUUUGUAAUGAAGAGACCCUGCAAAGUCUAGUCUCACGCAAGGGUCAUUUUUAAACGUGUGCAGAACUCUUCCUACCUGUAAUAUUUUACAACCAGCAAAUUUGCAUGUCAACCCGCACACAUGGCAAUGUUGCGUCGUUUUUAAAGUUUAUCUUUACAAAAAAAAAAAAGCGCUUUUGAAAGUUGAAAGGUUAUCUCUCAACUCUGUUUGCAAGUGGCACUUUUUCUUCACCAUUUAAAGGGUUGUUCAUAAGCAAUGGUGGUACAAAAAAAAAUGAUGACAAGCGAGGAUUUUUAUUAUGUAAAACAUUUGCAAAGAAUUGAAAGUUAUUUUGUAAUAUUAAAAUGUAACAAAUUUGGAGAAAAAAAAGGCCUUUUUAUUCCCUAAUUUGAAUUAAAUCUGUUGGGAUCUGAAAUAAAAGUCACAUUAAUGUAAUAUUUAUACAAAUUAUAUCAUGUAAUAGAAUUUGAUAUUGAUACGUAUAUACUUAAUAAAUAUAUAUUACCUCUUCCAAACAGGCACUUAAUGAUUGAUAACAAAGGGUGAUGGACACAAGCCUCUUUUAAAUGGAUUCAGAAUGAAUAUCAAUUGAAACAAAAUAGAAUUUUAAUUCUAUUUUAUUUAAUGACUUCCAUUCAAAAUAUGUAGGAGACAUUUACAGUGGUAUGAAAAAGCAUCUGAACCUUUUGGAAUAUCUCACAUUUCUGCAUAAAAUCACCAUCAAAUGUGAUCUGAUAUUUGUCAAAAUCACACAGAUGAAAAUACAGUGCCUGCUUAAACUAAAACCACCCAAACAUUUAUUGGUUUUCAUAUUUUAAUGAGGAUAGUAUGCAAACAACGACAGAAGGGGGAACAAUAAGUAAGUGAACCAUCACAUUUAAUAUAUUGUGGCCCCACUUUUGGCAUAUAUAACUUAAACCAGACGCUUUAUGUUGCUGCAGAUCAGUCUGGCACAUCGAUCAGGACUAAUCUUGGCCCAUUCUUCUCUACAAAACUGCUGUAGUUCAUUCAGAUUCCUGGGAUGACUGGCAUGAAUCGCUCUUUAGGUCACGCUACAGCAUCUCAAUGGGGUUCAAGUCUGGACUUUGACUUGGCCACUCCAGAAUGUGUAUUUUGUUCUUCUGAAACCAUUCUGAAGUUGAUUUACUUCUGUGUUUUGGAUCAUUAUCUUGUUGCAGCAUCUAUGGUCUUAUUAGCUUCAACUGUCUGACAGAUGGCCUCAGGUUGUCCUGCAAAACAUCCUGACAAACUUUUGAAUUCAUGGUUCCAUGAAUGAUUGCAAGUUGUCCAGGCCCUGAGGAAAGAAAACAGCCCCAAAUCAUGAUGCUCCCUCCACCAUGCUUCACGGUGGGGAUGAGGUGUUGAUGUUCUGCCAGUUUUCCUCUACACAUAACUUUGUGUGUUACUCCCAAACAAUUCAACUUUGGUUUCAUCAGUCCACAAAAUAUUUUGCCAAAACUUCUGUUGAGUGACCAAGUGCCUUUUCGCGAACAUUAAACAAGCAACAAUGUUUUGUUUUUUUUAGCUAGCAGUGGCUUCCUCCGUGGAGUCCUCCCAUGAACACCAUUCUUGGCCAUAGUUUUAUAUAUAAUUGAUGUGUGCACAGAGAUAUUGGACUGUGCCAGUGAUUUCUGUAAGUCUUUAGCAGACACUCUAGGGUUUUUUUUUACCUCUCUGAGUAUUCUGCACUGAACUCUUGGUGUCAUCUUUGGUGGAUGGCCACUCCUUGGGAGAGAAGCUCCAAACUCUCUCCAUUUGUAGACAACUUCUCUGUCGAUUGGUGAAUAUCCAGAGUUUUAGAGAUGGCUUUGUAUUAUUUCCCAGCUUUAUACAAAUCAACAAUCCUUGAUCGCAGGUCUUCAGACAGAUCUUUUGACUGAGCCAUGAUGCACAUCAGACAGUGCUUCUCAUCAAGACAUUUCUUACCAGGUGUGUGUUUGAAAGUGGGCAGAGCUUAAAACCACUCAUCAUUGAUUGGGCACACACCUGACUUAAAAUGUUUGGUAAAAAUUAGUUUCAAUUGCUCUUUAAUUCUCCUUAGACAGAGGGUUCACUUACUCAUUUUCCCCCCUUCUGUCAUUGUUUUCAUGCUGUCCUCAAUCAAAUAUGAUAACCUAUAAAUGUUUGGGUGGUUUUAGUUAAAGGAGAUACUUUGUUUGCAUCUGUGUGAUUUUGACAAAGAUCAGCUCACAUUUGAUGGUGAUUUUAUGCAGAAAUGUGAGAAAUUCCACAAGGUUCAGAUACGUUUUCAUACGACUGUAUAAGCAAAUGGAAUCCUUGAAAUAGGCAAUCCAAUGUGUUUGAGUUAAAUAUUUAAGAAUGGCAUUUCUGUCAUUUGUCUUCUGAUGAUGUCAAGCAAACUGAGAGAAAGGCCCAUCCUUAUCACUUUGCUAUUUCUUACAAGCAUGUUUGUAUUAUACACCAUUCAGCUAUGUUUUCUGAGUUUUCUAAAGCUGUACAUUUCAAGCUUGUUUUUGCUGUGAGCUUUUAUACAUACAUAUAUAUAUAUAUAUAUAUAUAUAUAUAUAAAUAUAAAUAUAUACAGUAUUGCGAAAGUUAUUUACUUCCAGCCAAAAAUGUGGAAAUUGCCAAGUGAGUGUUCACAAAUUGUACAGACGUAAUGCAAGUUUGCAAGACUUUGUUACUUUGGUCAUCAAUUUGAAUAUGAAACAGAUCCACAUGAGUGGAAGAUAUCUGUUACUUUUACACUAUUUUUUAAAGUAAAUUAUUAAAAGCCUUCCAAGUCGGAA
Molecule: messenger RNA, 10253 nt
Organism: Corythoichthys intestinalis (scribbled pipefish)
Lineage: Eukaryota; Metazoa; Chordata; Actinopteri; Syngnathiformes; Syngnathidae
Product: mediator of RNA polymerase II transcription subunit 13-like
Exons: 31
Coding region: 1038-7358 (2106 amino acids)
Biological process (GO): regulation of transcription by RNA polymerase II
Cellular component (GO): mediator complex
Molecular function (GO): transcription coregulator activity
Source: RefSeq, a predicted model, not a curated record